Megalopta genalis is the source of this 1703-nucleotide messenger RNA. Its product is annotated as cytochrome b5. Lineage: Eukaryota; Metazoa; Arthropoda; Insecta; Hymenoptera; Halictidae. Gene Ontology annotation, cellular component: membrane; intracellular membrane-bounded organelle. The record is from RefSeq and is a predicted model, not a curated record. Gene Ontology annotation, molecular function: heme binding.
GCGAGCGAGAGAGAGGGGGAAAUAGACCGGGAGACAGAGAGCGAAAUAGAGACAGCGCGAGAAGGAAAGAGAGAGAGCGAUAUAUCCGUCCGCGUUGAUUCGCUCGUUCGUGUUUCUUUCUCGCCAUUGAUCCUCCCUUCUCCGCCGGCCCGGUCAAAGAGCGCACAAAGGAAUUCUAGAGGAUCGACCGGCAGUCAGUCGGGCCACGAUAUAUCAAGAGCAAGUGCGUUUCCAAGCCGUCACGUAGACGCCGCCGACGACGACGACGACGAAGAAGAAGAUUCACGCGAAGUUCAGAAGCAAGACGGAAGGAUGAGCAAAACGUUCACGAGGAGCGAAGUCGCGGAUGGCAGCGGCAAGGAAAAGACCCUGAUAAUCCUGCACGACAAGGUGUACGAUGUCACGUGCUUUCUGAACGAGCACCCCGGCGGCGAGGAGAUCCUGCAGGAGCACAGCGGGAAGGACGGUUCGGAGGACUUCGACGACGUCGGUCACUCGAAGGACGCCUUCGAUCUAAUGAAGAAGUACGUGGUCGGCGAGCUGGUCGACUCCGAGAAGAGCAACAAGAACCCGAAGGAGGGCUGGGCGUCCAGCUACGGGAAGGAGACCCAGAAGAAAGAGGAGGACGGGAUGAAUCCUCUGGCCCUGGGCCUCGUCGUCGCUAUAUUCGCCGCCAUUUUGUAUUUUGUGUACUUAUAAAGUCUCACCCCGGAGACUGGGCCCGUGCUCGGGGCCCGAAAAAGGACGCGUGGUUCCGGGCGUGACGCGUCGACGAUCCGGGGCCUACGACCGACUGACUGUGUCUUUCUAUCCUUAUUGCCUUCUUAACGGCCUUGCAACACGCACCGUGGCGACCGCCCGGGUCCGUUUUCACCGUUUCUCGUCGAUUUUCCUCGAUCUGUCGGACGUUCGAAAAAUCGCUGCAUCGCCGAGCAAAAAGAGACGGAAUUGUCAAAAGCGGCUUCGAUCGAAGCUACAUAAUUAGAUACAAUCGGCUUUCUCGCGUGGAGUUUACGCGUCUUUUCUCGGCUGUGCGACGAUUACGGAGCCUAAUUGCUUUGCGAACGUCGCUGAUAAGAAACUGUGGAAUUAGGCGAAACGGGUCGAAACGCGCCCAGGCACGUUGAACAAAGCGUAGAGAGCCGGGGAUAAGCGCGCGUCGACUAUCCGCGUAAAUCGCCGGAGGGCUGUCGACCCCCUAGGAACCAUAACUUCCAAUAAGCGGACGCGCGCCUGCUUGGACAAAUGAUCGUCGUUGUUCCUUGUUAUAUCGUUAUUUUGUGAAAUAGAGCAGGCGCGGCCGUGCUCGCUCGAGAAACGGUAAAUACACGUAUUUCAAUGCACAACCGGAGUCGUUGGUUUUCCUUCCCACUGAAUCGAUCGCCGGAGUAGUGUUAGCGUUCGAUGGAGCCCAUUCGGGUCGACGGUGACCCGAGGUAACGAUAUUACACGCGCGAUAACGGAACAGUAUCAUUGUUUGUGGUCGACCAUCUCUCGCUCAUUCUAUUAAUACCGUAUUAACAUUUAGUGCGUUCAUUAACCCGGUACGACGUGUUUGUUGGGAACUAAUGGUAGAUGCUACGUGUGCGCUCGGUAAUUACCGCGUCGAUUAAUUAUGUACUACGAAUUUCCGUGUACUUGUACGUGUAAAGUGGUAUUUUUCGAAAAUAUACGCUCGCUGGUUGCUGGUUAUGCGAACAUCA